AGGUGACACUCCUCGGUGUGAUGUCACAGUUGUUGCCUCCUACUCCCCUGUGGCAGCGGUGGGAGCGGUGGCCCAGUCUCUUGUGAGAGGCGCAGGAAGAGGACCCAGAGAGAGCAUUGUGUCUAUCUGGAGAUAUCCUGCUGUGAUGGAGCGGCUGAGAGCCCUUCGAGGUCUCUUUGCCUGUGUGGGCUGCGUGCCCAGAGGUACACGUCGCAGGGAGAGAGGCAGGGUGGCAAGCCCUGUCCCUGCCUGUGCCGUGACUUUGCUGCUGCAGCGCCUGCAAGACCAGGAGGGUGACCGAGCGCAGGCGUACUGCGAGCUGGAGCACGUCCUGUGGGAAGGUGACAGCCGCCCGCCGUGCGGAGUGCUGAACCGGCUGCUGGCUGAGGUGUCCCAGGACCUGACAGCAGCCCAGGGCGUGCCAGACAGCGUGCGGAUGGCUGCCAGCAAUGUCCUGGUGGCUCUGGCCCGGACACACUUCACCUUGGUGAUGGCCGAGCUCCAGGGCCACCUGAAGGCUGCGGGGGAGAUGUCCAAGGAGUUUGUGCUCGUCACCCUGAGCAAGCUGUUCACCAGCUACGCUCCACAGUGCAUCUCCUUCAUGUGGCUGAUGCUGGCCGGCCUGCGCAGUGUGGUGGGCUGGGUGAGAGGCGGCCGGACCCUGCGCAUUGCUUGUGCUGUUGUGAAACAAUGGCUGGAAGGAGUCAAGGUUCACUUGGGCUCUGGAAAGCAAUGCCCCUGGCCUGCCAUAGAGAUCGAGAAGAUCUACAAGAAUCUUUCCCAGCUCUUCUGCUCUGUGCUGAGGAACUGGCAGGACUGCCAGGAGGAAGAGGACAAACAGGCUGUCCUCGGGGCUGUGGCUACCAUGAUGGCUGUCCUCCUGCAAGAGGAGCUGCCCCGAGAGCACGUUUGGGAGCAGCUCCUCUGGCUCGUGCGCCUGUAUCAGGAGGUCCAAGACACCUGCAGGGGGACCAAGAGCCUCACUAUCUUCCUGGAGGCCUUAGAGGGAUUUCAAUCGGUCAUCCCUAAGGACAAGUUUCUGGCCAUCACCAGUGCUGUGUUCUACCAGCUCUCUGAUGACACCAAGGAGCACAGCGAGGCUGACAGAGCAGAGCUGACCCACUGCAUCCUGCUGCAGGCCCGGAUCUGCCCCGAGGAAACGGUCCUGUUUCUGCAGUCACAGCUGGGAGCUGACAGGAAGGCUGGAUGCGUGGCAGCCCUAGGUCUGCUUGGUGCUCUGGCUCGCUCUGAUGAGCCCAUGAUGACAAAGAAGCUGCCCCAGGUUGUGGAGGCUGUACAGUGUCUGUGCAGCGACCCCAGGACCCAGGUGAGGAGGGCCAUUCUGCACUUCAUCAAGGAUGUGCUCAGUGCUAACGCCCGGAGCUGCUCCGCCUGGGAUGUGGUGGGGCACAUCUUCAGUGAGUUCAGCCGCUCCACGGGAAGAAGGGCAGCUGGAGACCUUUCUGCCCAGGAAGCCCGGGAAGAAGGAGCUCUCCAAGAGCUGUGCAUGGACAUCCUGGGGUCACUGGAUGUCUCUGUGAGAGGGAUGACCAAACUCCUGUGGCCACGGCUGCUGCUGUAUGUGGUGCCAGCCCAGUACACCGGCAUGCUGAUCCCAGUCUCCCGCUGUGUCCAAGCGCUGGCUGAGAGAGGGGACCUGAUGGUGCGGGAGGUAGAAGACCUGGAUCCCCAUUUCCUCAGCUCCAUGUUUCAAGGCCCACUGCUGACUCCCCAGACACUGCUGGCACGCCUGUUGGUGGUGGCAGGGAGCCCUUUUGCAGGCAGCGAACUCCAAGCCGCUGCCUUGCUGCUCAUGCUAAACCUCCACAGCAGGAUCCACAGGGCUGUGGGGGCCAUGUGGGCCGCUGAGAUCCCCCUGCUGCUGCAGUGCCUCCAAGGGAAAGAUGAGAGCUUCCCGGACUCUGCAGAGUGGGAGCAGCGCCUACUAAAGUUCCUGAGGGCAUCAUUGGACACCAUGGAGGAUGAGGCCUGGACCAAGGGCCUGAGCUGCGAGCUGAGCCGGUGGCUGAGCAGCUCUGCCAGCAGCUCUGGAGAAAAGUCUUUCCUGUACAAGGCUCUGGGGACAGUGCUGGGAGCUUGUAAGGAAGUCCUCCACAUCCAAGAGAAGCUUCUGCAACACCUGGAGGAAGCAAACGCGGAGGAGCCAUCUGAGGCCCAGGGAAUGAUCUCCCUUCUCAGCCAUGCCGCUGAGAGCAACUUCCACACAGUCCUGGACACACUCACCAUGUUUGCGUCCAGGCUGUGCAAAGGCCAAAAGGGGAGGAUUUCCAGACGCAAGAAGAUGGAGCUGGACAGCAGAAGAGCUCACGCCACACGCAGCGCUCUCAUCCUCGCCCAUGGCAGCUUGGCACUGCGAGCCUCCAAGGAACAGCUGCUCGCCCGCCUGGAGGGAGACAUCGUGGGCAACAUCCUGCUGCUCUACAGCUGCAGCUGCCGGGACUUGCAGAACACGCUCGCGCUGGUGCAGAGCAUCACUGACUUCAGCUCUGCUUUCCAAGCUGUGGGUGACUCUGCCUGCUUUAACCCCUCCUUGAAGGGCAAGCUGCUGGAGAUCCUGACGGAGUUGCUGAAGAAGUAUUACUUGGGCACCCCUGUAUCCCCAGUGCCCCUCAAGGUGGUUCUGGCCCUGGAGCAGUUGAGCAAGCUGAAGCCCUCUUUAGGAACCAAGGACAUGUGUGACAUGCUGAGUCUGUGCUGCAAGAAUGUUGUGUUGCACCCUUCAGCAGAGAUGAUGCUGAAGAUCAGGAAGUCACAGCAAGCAGCUCAGUACCUGCAGCUUCUGCAAACAUCACUGAAAGCUCUGGGCCGGCUCAUGGUGGUCCUGCUCGAGACAGAGACCAGUGGCUUCUUCCAGAACAUAGUCCAUAGAUCAAUGACGUCAGACAACAUGUGGGAGCGCAAGAGGGCCCUGCAGAUCUGCUCCCAGCUGCUGGCUGCUUGUGAAGAGCUUCGAAGAGGAGAUGCCUGCAAGCACUUUGGCUCCUUGGUGGGAUUGCUGGCGCCUCUGACGUGUGACCCCAUGCCCCACAUCCCGCCAGCUGGCUCCAAGGCGACCAAUGGAGUCAUCAAGAUGGGUGACAUCGGGAGCCUGUGUGAGGGGCUGAAUGACCACAGCACCGUCUGUCAGCUCCAGACCUCUUCCAAAAUUGCGCGGAUUGUGUACAGGAACUUCCCCCUGGAAGACACCAUCGACUUCAUGAUGGCCAUCAAGGAUGCCUUCCGGAAGGCCAAAGGAACGCGUGUGCCACUGACCAACUACAUCCUGCGCAGCUGCACGUCGUUUCCGCAGCACAGCACGUUCAUGCCAUUCCUGUCCCAGGCGGUGGUCAUCCUCACCCGCUGUCAGGCAGACGUCACGACUGACAGCUUCUUUCCGGCUGCUUGGAGCCCACAGACAGAGGGAUUUCAAUCGGUCAUCCCUAAGGACAAGUUUCUGGCCAUCACCAGUGCUGUGUUCUACCAGCUCUCUGAUGACACCAAGGAGCACAGCGAGGCUGACAGAGCAGAGCUGACCCACUGCAUCCUGCUGCAGGCCCGGAUCUGCCCCGAGGAAACGGUCCUGUUUCUGCAGUCACAGCUGGGAGCUGACAGGAAGGCUGGAUGCGUGGCAGCCCUAGGUCUGCUUGGUGCUCUGGCUCGCUCUGAUGAGCCCAUGAUGACAAAGAAGCUGCCCCAGGUUGUGGAGGCUGUACAGUGUCUGUGCAGCGACCCCAGGACCCAGGUGAGGAGGGCCAUUCUGCACUUCAUCAAGGAUGUGCUCAGUGCUAACGCCCGGAGCUGCUCCGCCUGGGAUGUGGUGGGGCACAUCUUCAGUGAGUUCAGCCGCUCCACGGGAAGAAGGGCAGCUGGAGACCUUUCUGCCCAGGAAGCCCGGGAAGAAGGAGCUCUCCAAGAGCUGUGCAUGGACAUCCUGGGGUCACUGGAUGUCUCUGUGAGAGGGAUGACCAAACUCCUGUGGCCACGGCUGCUGCUGUACGUGGUGCCAGCCCAGUACACCGGCAUGCUGAUCCCAGUCUCCCGCUGUGUCCAAGCGCUGGCUGAGAGAGGGGGACCUGAUGGUGCGGGAGGUAGAAGACCUGGAUCCCCAUUUCCUCAGCUCCAUGUUUCAAGGUAGG
This is a messenger RNA of Gallus gallus (chicken), 4136 nucleotides long. RefSeq names its product maestro heat-like repeat-containing protein family member 2B. Gene Ontology annotation, cellular component: cytoplasm. NCBI's taxonomy places the organism in Eukaryota, Metazoa, Chordata, Aves, Galliformes, Phasianidae. The record is from RefSeq and is a predicted model, not a curated record. Bases 146 to 4135 code for a protein of 1329 amino acids. The transcript is spliced from 37 exons.